AAUAGAAGGAUCCCUUAUUGUCCAGACCCAGAUCGAAUCCUGGAGACAACCUAUCGAACAACCGGUCCGGUGGAUCUGACAUAUCGCCUUUCGCAGUUCGCAGUUCUACCUCCUCUAUAUUUCAUCGUAGUCGAUGUAAGUUAGAGUUGGUAGAGUUUCAUUCCCCUGCUAGAAUAUUGGCCGCUUUCUGGGUAGCUUUCAGACCUGUGGAUUGCCUUGGUGUGUGAGAAAGGAAUCCCGAGAUAACAUGAGGUCAGAUGGAUCUGUUCCUUUGGAUCUUUCUUCCCUUGGACCCUGAUCCUCCAGCGUCUAGAAUUUACAGGUUAUCUGCCAUGAGAACAAAGUAGGACUGGCAUGCGGGACAGCGUUCCAAAGUGGCUUUCGCAGCUUGUUUCCUCCUACGACGCGCCAUGGUUUUUGUUCUCAGUGCGAGCUCCUUCGGCGACAUUGUGCUCAUUAUAGCCCUCGCAUCCAAGAUUUACACUACACUCAGUCAUUAUGAUGAAAGCGAUGAACUGAAUGCCCUGCGCGGCUUCCUCCAGUCCUAUAUAUUGACUCUCGAGUUCUUCGACAAGCUACUUGGGCCACUCGAGCGCAGCCUUCCCGACGAUGUAGUGCGCGCGAUUCGGGAGUCCCUCAACACCUGCAAGGUACUCACGGAUGAUUUCGCCAAGAGGAUCGCUUCACACUCCCGAAAGUCCUCGCCUCAUGCUCUAGGACGGCUCGGUUCUUGGGUUUAUAGCAGGUUGAUCUCACCUUUCCUGUGGCAGUCGACUAAAGAGGACAUGGUUCACCUGCACGAGAAGUUGCACUCACAACUUCAGUUUAUCAGUGUUGUGCUGACGGUUGUGCUACGACAAAAUCAGUCUGAUUUUGAAGGCAUUUCAGCAUCGGAGCACGUCAUGCUAGUCGACAUGUUGGAUGAGCGAUUAGAGGUCCCUCUUCACGCUUGUGUAUCUGCAGAGGUCUUUCAUGGAUUCUUACGAGCUCGCUUUCGGGCGCGUGCUGGCCGUGCUCUUAUUGAACGUGGAGACUACACGGUUGUCCUUAGAACGAGGGACAGUCAGGUUCGGGAGCUUGAAUGGGGCAUUCUUCCGGAGGACGGCGCAGAGCUGGACAUGCGUGCUCUUAUGCGUGUGACGGAUGAAGCAGUUCGUCGAUGUCCCAGGUGUAAGAAGAUUGUCCGUGAGCUGUUGACCGGAGACACGACUUGCUCGUAUUGCCGGACUUCCCUCCAUAUCAUCAAUCAGUCGUCUCUGAGCCUAUCGACUACGGGUUGGAUCUGCCGUUCAUUGGGUCUCGUGUCGCCAAUUUACUUCAGAGUCCAGAACGACGGCGGUGCCGAUCCUCAAGUUGUCGACCCUGACACGGAGUGGCAGUACAUUCGUCGACUGACGCUUGCGUUGCCUGCGCAGAGCGUGGGACCUAACUUGGCGGUUCUCAAUACGCCGGUGGAUGGCCCACAGUCCACCUCGGAGGACAAUACGCAAUCGCAAGGAGCCUGAGUUUUUUUAGCCUGUGAUAUUAACGUAGAAUGUCUGACAUAAAUACCCCCUCACACACAUGCUCAGACUAUCUGACGUUAACCUCAAUGAAUUCAAAUCGUUCUAUGUAUCGGUUCACCUCAUGACUUCUUUCCUCCUAACUUUUAUCCUGUAUAUAGUCUCGGUACCGAAUAUCCUGGCCCGUUCAAAUACUACUUGGUAGUAAUUUUUUCCUAC
Molecule: messenger RNA, 1721 nt
Organism: Somion occarium
Lineage: Eukaryota; Fungi; Basidiomycota; Agaricomycetes; Polyporales; Cerrenaceae
Source: the annotation of a GenBank genome assembly